AUGACCUUAAGUGACAGAGGCCUGCAGCAGUUAAAGGAAUAUUUGGAAUACCGAAGAUUGGGAAGCUGUUCUUCAAGAAGAUCAAAGAUGAUUGUUAAAGUUCAACUCUUCAUUUUCGUUCUAGGGACCAUGCCUUUCAUAGCACUUGCUGAAGAAGCAAGCUCAGUUCUAGAAGGAGAAGAAAGUGCAACAAUUGAUUUCAGAGAAAAAAAUUACACAGAAUUUGAGGAAUUACCAACUCUGUCUCUCUCUUUGCCCACAAAACUACACAAUGUAACCAAUCUCUUGCAGUUUGGACAACUGAUGACCACAGAAAGUGCAUUUGACCCACUUGAUGUCAGUGAUAAUUCUACUGGUUAUGAAGCUAACACAGAAAAUGUUGAUGGUAGACUGAAUGAAGAACCAGAGAAAACUGAAAAAGGUGGUCUGGAAACAGUUGCACUGGUUGGAAUAAUUAUUGGAAUCAUAGUUGCAGUUGGAAUCCUUGUAGGAAUAAUCAUCGCUGUUGUAAGGAAGAUGUCAGGCAGGUACUCGUAA
This is a messenger RNA of Chaetura pelagica (chimney swift), 537 nucleotides long. It is a transcript of the gene PDPN, whose product is annotated as podoplanin. The coding region runs from base 1 to 537 and encodes 178 amino acids. Gene Ontology annotation, cellular component: filopodium; apical plasma membrane; lamellipodium. Lineage: Eukaryota; Metazoa; Chordata; Aves; Apodiformes; Apodidae. Gene Ontology annotation, molecular function: chemokine binding; signaling receptor binding; protein-folding chaperone binding. The record is from RefSeq and is a predicted model, not a curated record. The transcript is spliced from 8 exons. Gene Ontology annotation, biological process: cell morphogenesis; positive regulation of epithelial to mesenchymal transition; regulation of myofibroblast contraction.